GCUGCUGCAGGCUGUCAGGAGCUUCGGGUUGUCUUGAAGAGCGGCGCCGUGUCAACAUCCUCGUACUGGGGUUCAGCUGUAGACACCGAGGGGCGGAUUGUGAUCGUGCGGAGUCCCGGCGGUAUCACUGAGGCACACGGGCUCGGACACCUGUCUGUAACAUCGGCAGUCCAGGCUCUUGCUCUCCCGACCCGGUUCGGUUCGGCUCGGUAUGUCCUGCUGUCUGCUCGAGUUCUGCCGGGUCCAGGACCUGCGGACGGUCCGCGAGUUCCUGUUCCCAAGCCUGCGAGCCGCCGACACCAACAAGAACCAGACAGAUAAGGAGCUGAACUGGGACGAUGUGGAUUGGGGCUCCUGGGACGACCAUGAUGAUAAGGACAGGGGCCCUGUGGAGGAGGACAGUGUUUCCCAGGGCGCCCCCUGGCUGCAGGAGUGUGCAGUGUCCCUGUCUCCCUGCUCUGACCUGUUGGUGGUGGCCCGUGAGCACAGGGCCGUGUUUCUCUCUGCGAAGUGGCGAACGGACGAGGGGGGUCAAGAGGAGAUGACCCUGACGGUCAGCUGGAGUGGUGCUCUGAGUGCAGAGGAGGGGCACGAGGAGCUCAGCAUCCUGUACCCUGCAGCGCUGGUCACCAUCGACGGCUUCAGCCUCUUCCAGUCCCUUGCACUGAGUCAUCCCAAAAUCACAAACUGUUACUCUAUUCCCUCCCCUUUCAGGCUGCUGUACCCCGGAUACAAGCUGAUGGGGGUGACCAGUGUAACCAGUCAGGGCUGGCAGCUCCCCACACAGCAGGUAUGUCUGCUAGACCCUGCCAGUGGAGCUCUGAGGACAGUGACCGUGCCCUUCCACCUGGCCCUAAGUGACAAGAAGAGUGAGCGUGCCCGAGACAUGCACCUGCUGAAGAGACUGAACGCCCUGCUGAAGACCAGAGACGCACAGCCUGGUGAGAGAGAGAAUUCUGCACUAUCGACCCCAGCCCUGUGCCUCAGUAUGUGGCUGUCCCGCGAGAGGGCGGUGUUGAGGGAUCCGGAGGCUGUGUCCCGCCUGCGCGCCCUGCUGACUGAGCUCAGUUGCAUGAGAGGGGCAGUGGAGGAGUCCUGGGACCUCCAGACUGUCUCCCCCUGGUGGCAGCAGGUGCGCACUGUGUGUUCACAGUCUGAGAACUCUGGCGCCGCCCUGUUGGCUGGUUUGGUGGGGCAGAGUGUGGCCAAGAAAUGCAUUAACAGCCUGGCGCAGAAGAAGCUGGGGGAGUGUCUCUCUCUGUGUUUCAGAGCUGUGUUAACUGGGGGGGUGUCUCUCUCUGUUCCAGAGCUGCUAUUUGCUGUGUUCCAGCGGUUCCCAUGCUCUAUGUCCCCAGACCUGCUGUCGGCUCACUGCUGCUGGGAGUACGUGGUGCAGUGGAACAAGGAUCCUGAGGUGGGGCAAUACCUGUCCUGGGCAGUGGAGCACCUGAGACAGAUCAGCAACCCCCACAUCCAGCACGGGAUCGGGGUGAUGAUGUGGAGCACAUUCAUCGUGAAGCGCUUCUCUGCUGCAGCCUUCCUCAUGGAAAAGGUGGGCAAGGCUCCGAAGGAUCGACUGUGUCGGCGGGAUGUGGGGAUGGGUGACACUGCCAUGACAUCAUUCCUGGGGUCGUGCACUCAGCUGCUGCAGAUCCUGAUGGAGGCGGACGUGGGGCGUGACGAGGUGCCUCCCCCGGCGCUGGCAGUGGAGGAGGUGUGGGGGGGUGCAGAGGGCCGCAGCUCGCUGGCGGAGCUGGCCCUAGAGCAGCGACCAGUACACUACCCUCUGGUCCAGCAUCACGUGCUGCUGGCUACCCUGCUGCACGCCGCCAUGACCUUCAACCUCCGGUCCGCGCGGCCCCUCGGACUCUUCGACAGCAAGGGCAAGAACGCCUUCUUCAAGGACCUCACCUCCAUCCAGCUGCUGCCCAGCGGAGACGUGGACCCCAGCCUGGUGUCGCUGAGGCAGGAGUUUCUUUUGAAGGUGCUGAGUGGGUGGGUUCAGUCUCUUGGGGAGACGGGUGAGGAGUCUGCUCCCUCUUCUGUCCCUGGAGCUGAGCUGUGGCCCUCACUGGUCCUGGAUCUGGGCCCCCUCCUGCAGGUGAACCCCGACAUUCUGCGCCGACAUCUGGUGUGUGAGCUGUACAGCCAGGGAUUGGAUCGACGGGCUGAGGAGGUGAUGUUGGAGGUGGAGGAUCGAGAGGUUCUGGGCUCCCAGCUGCUAGUUCUCACAGGCCAGAGGCUCUCCUUCGCCCUGCUGCACACCCAGACCCGGCCUGGCAUGGAGCUGCUCGCCCGCCUGCCCCCUGUCCUCUGCACCUGGCUCAAGGCCAUGGACCCCGGGGAGCUGCGCUGUCCCUCAGUGCCCCUGUCCCAGACCAGCCGCCUGGUCAGCCGCCUGAUUGAGGUCCUGCCCGAGACUCAUGGCCAGUACAGCCUGGCCCUGCACCUGCUCGAGGCCGUGGAGGUCCUGGACACUGACACCUGAGCAGGGGGGAGUGGAGAGGGGGACAGAGGCAGCAAGGGGCAGAGAGGAGGAGGAGGAGGAGGGAGAGGACUGCUGCAGUUUGGAGUGGGUGGGGGCCAUGGCCACACCUGCCCCUCCUCGUGGUGGAACGUGUGGGGCCUGCAGUCACGUCCUGCGAGCUGUAUGCAUCGGUCAGGGGGGAGCCUGAAGCCGGCCUUAAAAAAAAAAUACGUGCCAGCUGUCUCCUCUGUUAGUUGAUGGGCAUGAGAUUUUUGUAUACUUUAUUCCUGUCUCUGUCUAUCCCUGUACUCUAAGACUUAAAUGGUGUAUUAUAUAAAAAUAUUCAAACGUU
Molecule: messenger RNA, 2819 nt
Organism: Lepisosteus oculatus (spotted gar)
Lineage: Eukaryota; Metazoa; Chordata; Actinopteri; Semionotiformes; Lepisosteidae
Source: RefSeq, a predicted model, not a curated record